Messenger RNA from Pogoniulus pusillus (Red-fronted tinkerbird), 6102 nucleotides. It is a transcript of the gene ST8SIA4, whose product is annotated as ST8 alpha-N-acetyl-neuraminide alpha-2,8-sialyltransferase 4. Lineage: Eukaryota; Metazoa; Chordata; Aves; Piciformes; Lybiidae. The record is from RefSeq and is a predicted model, not a curated record. Bases 425 to 1504 code for a protein of 359 amino acids. Gene Ontology annotation, molecular function: alpha-N-acetylneuraminate alpha-2,8-sialyltransferase activity. Gene Ontology annotation, biological process: N-glycan processing; oligosaccharide metabolic process. The transcript is spliced from 5 exons.
CGCGCGGCGCCCAUUGGCCGCGCUCCUCCUGCCACCGCCCCGCCGCGGGGAGGGAGGUGCCAGCGACUGCCCGGGCUGUUGCUGCCGCUAUUCCAACGGGGCCGCAGCGGAGCGGGGGUUAGAGCGGAGAGCGAAGGGCGAAGCGUGGCUCCGCAGACGCGGCGUGCCGGCAUCACGGGCUUGUCUACCCGGCCGCCGCCUGCGAACCCGGCUUACGGGCGAGGGGAAGCAGGGUGAAAGAAAGACAAGCCCAAACACCGAGCGAUCUCCAGCGUCUGGGUCCGCCUGCUUCCUUUAAAACAAUUUCGAGGGAAAAACCUCAGUUACUGUGUUGUUGGCAAUUUGUGCCGCGUAUGGAGUUGUUUUCCGCAUACCCCUGACAAACAAAGGAAAAGGGGGAGGGGGACUGCGUUUCGUAGAAGACAUGCGUUCAGUCAAGAAGAGAUGGACUGUAUGCACCAUAAGCCUCCUCCUCAUCUUUUACAAGACGAAAGAAAUUGCGCGGAGCGAGGACCGUCAAGAGGCACCUCUCGCAGGAGAUGUUGAACUGAGUUUGAGUAGAUCGAUGAUCAAUAGCUCUGAUAAGAUAAUUCGGAAGGGCAGCUCCUCUAUCUUCCAUCAUGCUGUAGAAGGUUGGAAAAUCAAUUCUUCUUUGGUACUGGAAAUAAGAAAGAACAUUCUUCGAUUUUUGGAUGCUGAAAGAGAUGUCUCAGUGAUUAAAAGCAGCUUCAAGCCAGGAGAUGUAAUCCAUUACGUACUGGACAGACGUCGCACCCUAAACAUUUCUCGGGAUUUGCACAGUCUUCUUCCUGAAGUUUCCCCAAUGAAGAAUCGACGAUUUAAAACCUGUGCAGUUGUUGGGAACUCUGGCAUCCUUCUGGACAGUGGAUGUGGCAAAGAGAUUGAUGGCCAUGACUUUGUAAUAAGGUGCAAUCUGGCUCCUGUGGUGGAGUUUGCCGACGAUGUGGGAACUAAGUCUGAUUUCAUUACCAUGAACCCCUCAGUUGUACAAAGAGCGUUUGGAGGCUUUCGGAAGGAGAGUGACAGAGAAAGAUUUGUGCGCAGGCUAUCCAUGCUGAAUGACAGUGUCCUUUGGAUCCCUGCUUUCAUGGUAAAAGGUGGAGAGAAGCAUGUGGAGUGGGUUAAUGCAUUAAUCCUUAAGAACAAAUUGAAAGUGCAAACGGCCUAUCCAUCACUGAGACUUAUUCAUGCUGUCAGAGGCUAUUGGCUGACAAACAAGGUCCGCAUCAAACGACCCAGCACAGGCCUGCUUAUGUAUACGCUUGCCACCAGAUUCUGUGAUGAAAUACACCUGUAUGGAUUUUGGCCAUUCCCAAAGGAUUUACGUGGAAAACCAGUCAAGUAUCACUAUUACGACGACCUGAAGUAUCGCUACUUUUCUAACUCCAGUCCUCACAGGAUGCCAUUAGAGUUUAAGACGUUGUAUGUAUUACACAGCAAAGGAGCGCUGAAAUUAACAACGGGGACAUGCAUAAAGCAAUAAAGCACAUGUGAAGUAUGAUAAGAAGUGCAGGAUACAGGCUUGGUCAUGAGGAUGUUGUGGAAUGGCAUUGAGAUCCUGGUGAGGAUAUGUUUUCCUAUCCACUAAGCCAUCAGGAAAAAGGAAUUUUAUCAGAAGUACAUAACCAGCUGUUAGACCUGCAAAGUGCUCUGUAACUAAGAUGAGCUGAUUGCGAGGGCUCAAGUAAGUGCCACUUUCUCUAAGAACAAAGCUUGAAUGUAUACUCAGUAGUGUUUACAGGACCCAAUGACAAACAUAUCUUGAAUUAAAGAAGAAAAAUUACAACCUGCUGACUUGCCACUGUGGUCAGCCCACAAAAGAAAUCCCCACGAGAGGUCUACUUCUGUGAGCAAACUGAAAACAAGGCUUUGACAAGAAAGGUUGUGAUGGAAUUGAGUAGAGAAAGUGAAGUCCAUAAGAUUGAGCAAAUCAGUUAAUGCCUUCAGUCAGAGGACAGCUUCUGAUCUUGCAUUAUAACCUCAGCUCUUGUUGCUGUUUUUUCUUACUGUUGGUUAAGUUUUGUUGCUUUUAAAUACUGGAGCCCUUAAAGGAUUUUGAGGAUGUUAUGAGUAAUUAAAAGUGUACAUCUGAUGUAACUGUCCUAGGAGAAGGAUUUGUAAGAGUGAGAGGGUGGUGGGAAACAUGAAAUACUUUACCAGUCAUUGGUGUGCUGUAUCCUGCUGUCACACAACCCUUCAUGUCCCAGUUGCUUUUCUAGCUACCACUGUCAGUGCCCACUACAUGGACUACUCAGAGGUCACUUUGAUCCAUUUUUAAAGGUGUUUUUUUUUCUGUCAUGCUCAGAUUUGAAGAUACAUGGGAAAGGUCUCUUAUUUUUGGUACCAAAGAUUACUUGGGUUUUUUUUCCUUUCCUUAAAGAAACAGUGUAAAUUUAGUAGUGUGUUUCUUUUAUGCUGAAGGGACAUAUUCCUUAGGUUACUUAGAUGUUUUAAAUUAAGAAUCUCAAAGCAAAGCCUCUCUAUGGACUCUGCAGGAGUAAAUACACUGUUUCAUACAUACAAAUACCAACACACAGUUGUUAUGCCCGACUGAAAGGAGAAUACAAGGUCUAAAGAAUCUCAGGUGACACUGGAACACGUCUGAAGAAAAGAACGACCUCACCAAUUAAAUGGAAAACAACUGCAGAUUAAACAGCUCUUCUGAAAAUUGUCAUUUCCAUUGGUGGUGUUGGACAAUCUCUAAAAUACCUCUUUUAUAUGAGCUUGAUACUCUGGUGCGUGAUGACUGAAAAAAUAACUGAGAGCUGCAUUAUCUCAGUGACUUUUCUAAGCAGUGUUCUUUUUUUACCUGUGAAACCAAGAAUUCUUUCACUCUCUACUUUGGAAAAAAGAGAGAACAAGAAAUUACAGGAAGGUCGGUAGGAGUGGCAUAUUAGUUCAGCAAAUACUAAGAUACAGGACCUGUCUGCAUGUAUUAAGCUUUAGCACUAGUGGAGCGGGUAGAUAAAUAAGGCUGUGGUUCCACCGUUCUCGUGUCUGGCAAGGCUGAGGACAAGGCAUGUGGAUGCAGUGUAUGAGUGUUCCCUUGUUAUCUUCAGCUCUACAUGGCUUCUCCACAUGCAAAUAUGAUACAUGCACUGUAUCCAUCAGGUUUUGAUCUAGCUUGAGCAGCUUGGUAUGUAGCACAACACUGACAAACUUUUACUAGCUGAAAGUGACUUUAAUUACCCAUUUUUCUGCCUGAGUUCACAAGUAUUUUGUCCUGCAUGACUAGAUGUCUGUGAUGAUGUUAAUUUAGCAGCUGAAAGUUUAGCAGCAGAGAGGGUUUUUUUCCCCCCCAGAUUUUAAGGAAAAUUGGAAGUCAUUCUGCUCUAUCCAGAAUACAGCAGUUUCUUUCCUUAUUCACCAGCCUGUCCUACCCAGGGUAGUUUAUUUUGGCUGUAUGUCAAGGUGUGGGAUGUGGUUCUAAUGUGGUUCCAGCUGAAACCAAGGCAUCACAAGGAACUAAGCAACAGUGCAGAGUGGGAUGUGUCUGACUUGUUGUUGCUAAGCCAGAAGGUGUUAUUUGUACACUGUGUAAACUUGUAGUUUUAGACAAGGUCGUUUCUUUGAAAGGUGGGAAUAUUCCUGAUCUUUCUCUUAGGCUUUUGCUGCUGCUUGAUCUUCUAAAACAUAUUUUAUAUGCAGUGACAGAAUUUCUGUUGAGAUAAAGGUGCCAGCCACACAGAAGCCCAGAGAACCAUCAGUUCACCUUUCCUUCAGGGAAUGUCUUUUCUUCUUUCUAGUAUCAGGCCAUCAACACAAAAAGGAACUCAAGUAAAUUAAAGCAUUAACUGACAGGCAAUGUUUUUAUUUCAAGAAAGGUUUUAGCACACCAGUUGGGUGUUUCUCUGACAGCAGACUAGAUGGAGACAAUCUAAUUCCUGUGAUAAUUAAAUACAUGUAUAUGUAUUACUUGAGUAACUGAGUAAAUGAAAACAAUGACCUGUAGAGAGGAAGACCGAUGAGAAAGUUUGCCUUUAGAAGUCAGCAGCAGUAUUUUUUACUCUGUUUUGGAGGCUUUACAUUUGAUUCUGUGCAAGUGAGGUUAGUUUUAGUACACAAGCCGUGGAGUCCCUAUCACUGAAUCUGAUAAAGCAGAGUGAUACAGGGCAAGGCUUGUCCCAGUUGGCUCGACUUCAAGACAUGACAGUAGCACUCACUUCUUAAAAAGAGUUUGCCCAUACCUUCUCAAACUUGGCCUUAACCUCCUGUCUUCUAGAUGUUCCACCUUCCAUACUGUGCACUUCUAGCACCAUGAGCCAUGCUCUCUUGGCUCUCUGCCAUCAUCCAUACUCUUCCUUCUCAUUGCAAUUAUCCCCUCAAGCAGGCACCCAGGUGUGCCUUCCUACUGGAAGCACAGGACUCUUUACCAGCCCAUCUCACCCACUUCAGCUUCAUUCUGAGCCAAAGUGUAAUGUGGUGAGUGGUAGAUUUCAAACCGCCCUCUGAAGCAAAUAGCAGUUGUAAUCUUUGAAGCUUUUUGCAAACACUGGGAGUCAUUUUACUCUGUUGCUCUUUGUCUCUCUUGAUCUGUGUGCACAUGGAGCCCAAAGAUUCUAGGGCUCUCCAGUGUGCAGUUUGUUGUGAUGCACAUUGUCUGGUUUUAGAUGGUUGGUGAGCAGCAGCUACUGGUUACUGUAGGGCUACCUGAGCUGGAAGAUGCCCAGAGCUUUUCCUGUUAGGUUACAUGGCCUCUGUUGCUAGCCUUCUUACUACUGGCUCAUUCCAGAGAUGCUUCCUAACCUUUCCCUUAUACCUCUUGGCUAUCUUUUGCCCUGGGAAUCUCUGUUUUUUUCAUUAAAGCACUCUAGACCUUGAAUGAAGAAAGACAAACUACAUCCACUGUGUGACUUUUUUUUUUCACAUAAGGUGACCCAGGGCAUAGUACCAAAGGCUUAGCUGCUGUACAAGGACUUUACAGGGGAGUAAUUUUCACCUCCAGAUAGUUGACAGGAUGGCAGUCAGCACCUCAAGGCUCCAUAGUUGCCUUGGGUACUUUCUGUUUUUCAUACACAUUCACAUGUCCCAUGCUGCCUACAACAGAGGAAAGAUAAACAGGCUUUACUGUAAUGACUGCUUUCAUCAUCCAACAUUAUCGACAACUAAUGCAAAGUAGAUAGGAUAAGAAGAAGGAUUCCUAAUGCUGCAAUUUUAUCUGCCUUUGUGAGGAACAACUGAAGAAUGCCUACCAGCUGAGUGUUCCUCAAAUUCGCCCUCACGUAGGUCGUAACAGUUGGCACCUGUGGUUCCUAAACAUAAGUUACAAGAAAAUGAAGACAGCAGUCUGUGUGUUUGCCUGAAUGCUGUGACACCUCUCAAUUGAACAACUCAAUGUCGUUGAGCUGUAGUUAAUUGUAUGUUGCUUGUUAACAAGAUGUUACUGUUUCUGUGGCAGCCUUUCAUAUUUCACGGAAAACUACAGAUAAGUACAUUUGAUUGUCAGAUUUUCAGCUCCAGGGCAGCUUUUUCUCCCAUAGCUCUGAGCCACUCUGCAGAUACAACAUCUCCCAGAUCUUUCAAACCUCAUCUGGUUUACACAAUUUGAUGUAUACUAAAGACUGUGCUCCUCUUUUAUUAAGCCACAAGCAACACGUGCGUGACGUUGGCGACUGUUCUCUGACUGACUGCAGUUUGGAAGAGAGCAGGGGGAGCGUGUUCAGUACCUUUUUUUUAUUGUUGGGUUAGCAAAGUGCUGAGCACUCUUUACAUCGACUUUCCUGGAGGGGGCAUCCAGGAUGUAGUGGGGGAUCUAGACUUAACCUAAUUUCUGGAUGUGACUCUGAAAUGGCACGUUAUUUAUUUACAAGUACUGUUACUUCAUGUAGGGAAAAGCACAACUGUUCUAACUGCAGAUGAAUUAAAGGAAGAGCGUUCGCAGAGAGCUUCAUUCCUGCACAGUACAGCAGCUACUGAGCAUAUGUAACACUGUUUCUGUGGUCUGAAUUAUCGACGAUGUGCUCUACCAGGAUUGUCAUGUUUGAAACUGUUAUUUCGAGUACAGUUAUGGGGAUCGGUUUUUUUAUUUGUAUAACUGUAAAAUAAUAAUAAAAAAAAAAAAAGGUUGUGUUUUUUAAUAUA